UGCACUGAGCAUUUAUUAUAUCAAACCUUUGUUUUUUAACACCAACGCAGCAUAUUGAGCUGUCCUUUGAUUAUUUUAUACUUAAUUUAAAGUAUUGAAUUCCAUAAUGGGUAGCGAAUACUACGAGACUCUGGAAAUAAACAGAAAUGCAACAGAUGCAGAUAUAAAGAAGGCAUUUCGAGGGCAGGCAUUGAAGUUUCAUCCAAGCAGAAACAGAGAAAAAGGAAGCAGUGAGACGUUCCUUCAGCUGGGUGAAGCCUACGAUGUGCUGAGCGACCCUCGGAAAAAGGCAACCUAUGACAAGUUUGGUGUGGAGGGUCUCAAAGGGGGCAUCCCACCUGAGUUUGGCUGCAGCGGGGCUUGGUCAUCUAAAUAUGCCUACCAUGGGAACCCAGGCAAAACCUUCAAGGAGUUUUUUGGAGGCGACAACCCAUUUGCAGACUUCUUUACAAACGACGAACCACUUCAGUUUGGCGGCCUGCGAUCAGUAGUGGUGAAGACACAAGACUCUCACAUCGAGAGAGACAUGCAUCUGUCCCUGGAUGACCUCUACCACGGCUGCACAAAAAAGAUAAAGAUAUCUCGCAGGGUUAUGAAUGAAGAUGGAUGCACUUCCAGUAUCAAAGACAAGAUCCUGACUAUUGAUGUGAGGCCUGGAUGGAAAGAAGGCAUGAGGAUAAUUUUUGCUAAAGAAGGAGAUCAGGGACCAAACAGCAUCCCUGCUGAUAUCGUGUUCAUAGUGCAACAGAAGAGCCAUCUUCUGUUUGUGAGACAAGACAAUGACCUCAUCUACAAGGCCCAGAUCACCCUGGAGAUGGCCUUAACUGGGUUCUCUGUGGAUGUGGAGACUCUAGACAACAGGCUAAUUACUAUUCCCAUCAAUGACAUUGUACACCCUUCGUACAACAAAGUGGUGAGUGGAGAGGGAAUGCCUCGGUCCCAGGAUCCUUCUCAGAGAGGGAACCUCAUCAUUACUUUUGAAAUCCAAUUUCCUGAGAAGCUCUCCGCCGAGAGGAAGCACCUGAUCAGACAAGCUCUAACUUUAAAAGACUGAUCCUAUUCUAGUACAUGUGUUGCUAUGCUGUGUCUGAUAAAAGUAGUCAUGAGAGAGAGAAGUAUUAAGUAUAAGUAUCAUCAUUUGUACAACACUUCAGGUUGAAAUAUGCACUUGGAGGCAACAAAAAGUAAAAAAAUGUGUAGACAACACAGCUGUGCUACAACAUCUGACAGACAAUAGCGGUUACACUCGAGUGGUGUAGUUGUGAUUCGCUGCCAUCAUGGCUCGCUUCAGCUGCUCGUACGUCACAAACAUCACCACGUUCCAGGAGCCAAGGCGUAAGAAAGAUGGCAUGAACCUCAAGAGAAAAAAGAAAAACAACAUUAUUGAUUGCAAUAAGAAUAGCUGUUCAGUUAACAACCACCUCUUUACUCCUUCCUUCAUAAAUGCUUGAUUUAGAUCCUCAUUAAUCCUCUCAAUAUUGACCUCGCAGUCAGAGCAUACCCCUUAUAAAAAGCACCUGGUCCCUCUUUGCUCAUCAUGGCAGCAGCACACUUGAGGACGCUGUUGUAGUGGCCGGGUGGAGAGUUCAUAUAUCUUGUUUUGACCACAUCAACUGGAGAGGCAAUCACUGUUGUGCACAGUCCUGCUCCGAAGGCCGAUACAAAGUGGCAGGGCAGAUUAUCUGAGGAGGAGAAGAGAAGACUGAACGUUACCUCUCCAUACAGAAGAACAAUGGGGCAUUAUGUUGCACGUCAGGAUGUACUGCAGUCUUUGUUUAACCUGUGAGUGGAGUGGACUUAAGGAGUGUGUCCUUUAUGUAAUCGUACGUCACCAGUUCAGUGCAGUUCACAAUUGCAUUUCGAGCGAUGUUUGGAGCUGUACCUGUGUGAGAAUAGAAAAUAUUUAUCGUCAGAGACAAAAGGUCAUGGUUUAAAAGGAUCCUUUUAAAGGCACAACGCUAAUAGGGAUCUCAUGAUUUAAAAGAAAAAGGUGUCAGUGAAGUAGUGUGGGAUCAUUGAUAGCUGUUUUACAAAUUGACUUCAUUGCAGUCAGUUUCUGUAUGUUAGAAUUCUUUCAUUGUUCAUUGUCAAGGAGUUUUUUUAGCAGGAGACACAUUUACCUUAGAGGUUUCCUUAGCUCCAAAACAAAAGGACCCGAUGACUCUGAAUACAAGAGUCUCACCUUAAAAAUCACUGUUUCCUCCACUAAGCUCAUCAGAUUUAGGAGGUUCUGCGACCCAACCGUUAACCUUCGCUCAGGUUGUUUUUCUGAUAACUAACUCAAAUCCUUCAAAAUAGUAGAAAUGAUCAGGAUUUUUUUUUAAAGCACCUUCAAAUUCAGGCUUUAAACCGAAAAAAAGUCAAAAUACAACAGAUGCUGGCAGAGGUGGAGUAGUAGCCAAUGCAGAGAAUGAGAAUGAAGCGCGCUGUUACUUAUACUAAAUAUUUAAAAAUAAUAAUUCAAGGUAAUAAAAGAAA
Molecule: messenger RNA, 2478 nt
Organism: Notothenia coriiceps (black rockcod)
Lineage: Eukaryota; Metazoa; Chordata; Actinopteri; Perciformes; Nototheniidae
Gene: dnajb13
Product: DnaJ heat shock protein family (Hsp40) member B13
Exons: 8
Coding region: 107-1054 (315 amino acids)
Cellular component (GO): cytosol
Molecular function (GO): protein-folding chaperone binding
Source: RefSeq, a predicted model, not a curated record